Molecule: messenger RNA, 621 nt
Organism: Benincasa hispida (wax gourd)
Lineage: Eukaryota; Viridiplantae; Streptophyta; Magnoliopsida; Cucurbitales; Cucurbitaceae
Source: RefSeq, a predicted model, not a curated record
AUGGCAUUUGGUCUGUGUAUUAAGGGUUUCUUGAAUUGCAUCCACCCAGUAAUCGUAGUUGAUGAGAUCUAUUUGCACGAGAAAUACAAAGGUAUGUUGUUAAUAGCAACCUAUAUUGAUGACAAUAACAACAUAUUUCCUAUCGCCUUCAAUAUUGUAGAUGGUGAGAAUGAUGCAUCAUGGACUUGGUUCAUGAUUCAUUUGAAGGCUUUGGUAGGAGACAUUUCGAAUUUAGUGAUUAUAUCAAAUCGUCACAUCUCAAUUGCAAAGGUUGCCUCAAGUAUAUUCUCGGAUGCAUUUCAUGCUUUAUAUAUAUACCAUAUUCAGAACAAUUUGAUAGGCAAAUUUAAGAAUAAGGACAUAAUCCCACACUUCUACCUAGCGGUGAAAACUUAUAGAAUGUCUGAGUUUCAGAUGUCUUGGGCUAAGCUCCAUCAAUAUCCUAGGGUGAUGACCUAUCUUGAGGAGGUUAGAUUACAACGGUGGAUAAGGGUUUAUCAAGUCCAUUGUACAUAUGAUAAGUCGACGACAAAUAUAGUAGAAUGUCUCAAUGGAGUGUUGAAAAAUACACGAGAACUACCAAUCACGAAGCUAUUGAAGCAUAUCCAUGAGUGGUUAUAA